This is a messenger RNA of Myxocyprinus asiaticus (Chinese sucker), 1327 nucleotides long. RefSeq names its product small nuclear ribonucleoprotein G-like. Lineage: Eukaryota; Metazoa; Chordata; Actinopteri; Cypriniformes; Catostomidae. Gene Ontology annotation, biological process: mRNA splicing, via spliceosome; spliceosomal snRNP assembly. The record is from RefSeq and is a predicted model, not a curated record. Gene Ontology annotation, molecular function: RNA binding. Gene Ontology annotation, cellular component: SMN-Sm protein complex; precatalytic spliceosome; U4 snRNP. Bases 851 to 1204 code for a protein of 117 amino acids. The transcript has 2 exons.
GUGACUUGCAGUGCAUUCAAAUGUCUCACAUUCACAUUAGCACCGACUGUUCUGCAUUAAUACCUCCCUAAUGAUAAACAUACACACAAAACUGUGCAUGUGCAACAUCAUCAUCGACCACUAUAGUCGGCGGUCUGCUGUUACGUCAUUUCCUGUACUUCACACACUGCUUGUACAUCGUUUGAAAUGCGUUUCAAACAUUUAUUUUUGUAAAAAAAAACUAUUUGAUCUAACUAAAUAAACAUGAGCAAAGCACAUCUACCCGAGCUGAAAAAGUAAGUACAUCGAACCUUUUCUUAAUUGCAGUGAUAAGCCACUUAGAAACGUGAUUUAUUUGAAGAGCAUUAUGCUCUAGUGACCGGUUUUACUACAGUUAUCUCAUAACAGCAGCCUUUUAUUUUUAAUUUAAUUUUAUUGUUUCAUUGCUAUUUCAAAUGAUCAGAUUGCAGUAUUAAAUCAUUAAUAAUAUAACCGCUGUUGUUCUUGCCUUUAGAUUUAUGGAUAAGAAGCUUUCACGUGAGUAUAAUACAUUUAUAAAUUAAAAUUUCCCAAAUUCUAGAUUUCAUAAACUAAUUUCUUGUUCAUUUCUUUAAUAUUUGUAGUGUAGCGUAAAUAUAUCAGUUAAAGCUUUUUUGUACUAGUUAAUCGUAAGAAUUAAACAGCACUACAGCAAGCAAAAGCAAAUAAUUUGAUCAAUAUAUUUAUCUCAAAAUAUUCUUUAUCUAGGACAUAAACUGUGCAAAGUCAGAAUACUGUAGCAAUGUUAUCUAGAGAUAAAAACAUUUGUUGUGUUCAGAAUAACUGUAACUGUUCUUGCUGACUGUCUGUUUACUGAAUAUUCUAAAAAAGAAUGGCCUCUUUGUACAUUCCAAAUUUUAACAGCUUGAAAAAGCUACUGAUUUUGUUUUUUGUUCCAUUUUUAGUAAAGCUGAACGGUGGUCGUCAUGUUCAGGGCGUCUUGCGUGGAUUUGACCCGUUCAUGAAUCUGGUAGUGGAUGACUGUAUUGAAAUGGCUCCAGGAGGUCAAAUGAACACUGUUGGGAUGGUGGUUAUCAGAGGAAACAGUAUAAUUAUGUUGGAGGCUCUUGAACGAGUGUUCACCAGAUUACCAGUUUCUUGCUGUUUUGUAUUUUGCUUUUUGUAUCAAAACCAGCAAAUGUCAAAAUGGGUUUCUCAUGUAUUGUCUUUUUGCAACAAAAGUUGACUUUUAAUACAGAAAUCCUUAAUUGAGUUGGGAACAGUUCUGUUUUUUGAACACUUGUUUUUUAUAUAUAUAUUUAUAUAUUUUCUUAUGCCUGUAGAAAAUUGUGUACACAUUUCAUAAAGC